GACUAUUGAAGUUGAGGAAUCGCGGAGAAGGUAGUUGUGACAAAACGUCUAUUGUGGAAUCGUGGGAGAGUAUAUGGUGGAUCCAGAGGAGUACCGUCUGCAUUCGAAGCUGGUAGUGUCGGACGACUCGGAUAAAAUCGACGACACGUGUGGCUGCGUAACUGUGAAUUGAAUAUCAACGACAGGUCAUCGUACGGCCGCACAAUGAGCUUCCUAUUUGGAAGCAGGUCUUCCAAGACCUUCAAGCCAAAGAAGAAUAUUCCAGAGGGAACUCAUCAGUAUGAUCUAAUGAAACAUGCUGCUGCCACUCUAGGAUCUGGCAAUUUGAGACUUGCUGUUAUGCUUCCAGAGGGUGAAGAUUUAAAUGAAUGGGUUGCAGUAAAUACUGUUGAUUUCUUCAAUCAAAUUAACAUGUUAUACGGCACCAUCACAGAAUUUUGCACAGAAGAAAGUUGUCCCAUCAUGUCCGCAGGGCCAAAAUACGAGUAUCAUUGGGCUGAUGGGCACACUGUCAAGAAACCAAUCAAGUGUUCUGCCCCAAAGUAUAUCGACUACUUAAUGACCUGGGUGCAGGAUCAAUUAGACGACGAGACAUUAUUCCCUUCAAAGAUUGGUGUUCCUUUCCCAAAAAAUUUCUUAUCCAUAGCCAAGACAAUAUUGAAACGACUGUUCAGAGUAUAUGCCCAUAUUUACCAUCAGCACUUCAGCGAAGUAGUACAACUAGGCGAGGAGGCACAUUUAAACACAUCUUUCAAACACUUCAUAUUUUUUGUUCAGGAAUUCAAUUUGAUAGAGAGAAGAGAAUUAGCGCCGUUACAGGAAUUAAUAGAAAAAUUAACGGCGAAGGACGCCCGAUGAAUGAUCUCGUCUCGUCAUCCGAAAAAAAAAAACAACUCCAAAGAAUCUCACCCGUGCUAUCUUGUAACGAACGUGUAACUACGCAUGUUAUUUAACUAACUUAAUCAUUGCUAAAGCGACCAUUGCCUCUAG
Dufourea novaeangliae is the source of this 990-nucleotide messenger RNA. It is a transcript of the gene mats, whose product is annotated as MOB kinase activator-like 1. NCBI's taxonomy places the organism in Eukaryota, Metazoa, Arthropoda, Insecta, Hymenoptera, Halictidae. Gene Ontology annotation, molecular function: protein kinase activator activity. Gene Ontology annotation, cellular component: cytoplasm; nucleus. Bases 205 to 858 code for a protein of 217 amino acids. The transcript is spliced from 5 exons. The record is from RefSeq and is a predicted model, not a curated record. Gene Ontology annotation, biological process: hippo signaling; positive regulation of protein phosphorylation.